This is a messenger RNA of Didymosphaeria variabile, 717 nucleotides long. RefSeq lists its product as uncharacterized. Lineage: Eukaryota; Fungi; Ascomycota; Dothideomycetes; Pleosporales; Didymosphaeriaceae. The transcript has a single exon. The coding region runs from base 1 to 717 and encodes 238 amino acids. The record is from RefSeq and is a predicted model, not a curated record.
AUGCAGUCGCUCGCGAUUCGAUCUGCUAACGAGCAUCCGGACGACGCAAGCGCGCACCCAAAUGGCGUCGCAAUGGGAGACUUAAUUACGAUAGCAGAGGACGAUGCGCGCAAAGGAGGAAGUUACGAUACACCCAUGGAGGAUCAAGAUAUGCCCCAAGUCCGGGAAGAGCGCUCGCACCGACUCAAAGCGAAGAACAGGCGCAAGCGUUAUCUCGACGUCCACCCCGAAUACUUCACCGACUCUUCGCUCGAACUCGCCGACCCGCUCCUCUACGAUCGUCUCAUCCGCCGCUUCCAAACUGCCGCCGAACGCGAGGCUGAGGGACAACGAAAAGGCUUCUCAGGGCAGAUGGCCACGGACCUGUGGCGCGUUGAGGCGAAGAAGGAGGCUCUAAGCCACCCAAGCCCGGCGUCGCUAUUCACGUACACUCGAGGACCCCAAGGAGAGAUACAGGAGGCGGAUAAGGACGAGGUGCCUAUGUCAAAGGAGGAAGGGAAGGCUUGGUGGAGAGAUGAGAUGACGCAGCGCUUUCUCCGCGGUGAUGAUGAGGACUUUGAUUAUGUGAAGGUGGAUGGAAGUGACAAGUACGAUGAUCCGGAGGAGGAGCGGGAUAUUCAGGAGGCAUACUUUGACAGCAUGGAGUCCGAUUUCGACACGGAUGGGGAAGGCAAAGAGAAGAUUCUCAUCGGAGAGACGGGCAUACAAGAUUAUUGA